This is a messenger RNA of Protopterus annectens (West African lungfish), 2401 nucleotides long. RefSeq names its product GPN-loop GTPase 3 (gene GPN3). Bases 205 to 1071 code for a protein of 288 amino acids. Lineage: Eukaryota; Metazoa; Chordata; Ceratodontiformes; Protopteridae. The record is from RefSeq and is a predicted model, not a curated record. The transcript is spliced from 8 exons. Gene Ontology annotation, molecular function: GTPase activity.
AACAAACUAUCACAGACAGAAUUGUAAUCGCGUUUUGAGCUCUCUGCCUACCCGUCAUGGCGCUAUGGACGUAAACAUUAGGCAACUUUUCUUUCAUGUCUGUCAUGCUGGUUUGUGGUCAGUAAAGAUGCUGAGGUAUUAAGAAAGAGAGAGCAGCAAGUGUACAUGUGAAAUAUAUAUUUACAGUGACUACACAUUACAAAGAUGCCUCGUUAUGCUCAGCUUGUGAUGGGCCCUGCUGGCAGCGGAAAGAGCACUUACUGUUGCACUAUGGUUCAGCACUGCGAAACUGUAAAUCGAUCUGUGCAAGUGGUAAACCUUGAUCCUGCAGCAGAAUACUUUGACUACCCUGUCAUGGCAGACAUUCGAGAACUGAUUCACGUUGAUGAUGUAAUGGAAGAUGAAACUCUGAAAUUUGGCCCCAAUGGUGGCCUAGUUUUUUGUAUGGAAUAUUUUGCUAACAACUUUGAUUGGCUUGAAAACUGCCUUGGGCAUGUGGAAGAUGAUUAUAUACUGUUUGAUUGUCCAGGUCAGAUUGAACUGUAUACUCAUCUGCCAGUAAUGAAACAACUGGUGGACCAAUUGCAGCAGUGGGAAUUUAGAGUUUGUGGAGUGUUCCUAGUUGACUCUCAGUUUAUGGUGGAAUCAUUUAAGUUUCUUUCAGGUGUACUGGCAGCCCUCAGUGCUAUGGUGACUCUAGAGAUACCCCAGAUGAAUAUUAUGACAAAAAUGGACUUACUAAGUAAAAAGGCUAAAAAAGAAAUAGAAAAGUACCUUGAUCCAGAUACUUACUCCUUAAUAGAGGACUCUACAGGUUCACUGACCAGCUCAAAGUUCAAAAAACUGACAGAAACCAUUUGUGGACUGAUUGAUGACUAUAGCAUGGUUCGCUUCUUGCCAUUUGAUCGGUCAGAUGAGGAAUCCAUAAACAUAGUUCUGCAACAUAUUGAUUUCAGCAUCCAGUACGGUGAAGAUUUAGAUGUGAAAGAGCCAAAGGAACAUGAAGAGGACAAUGUGGGUACAGAGGAUGACUUUUUCCAGUACAGAACAACAGAAGAUAUUGAUACUUGAAUAAAAUCAUGUCCUCCAUGGUAAAGUCGGGAUGCAUACCAGCUCCAGUUGACUGAAGGGGUAGUCUACGAAGCCGAGGGAGUUUACAGUGCCCUUCUAUUUUGCCAGAUACUGAGAGUUAAUAUGCCUGAACUAAGAUUUUUGUUGAUUGAAUGCAACGUUUCUAUUCCCUGAAGAGUUCUGUUUGAAUAUGUAGUAAAAUGGAAGUAAUACAGGUUUGAUAUGGGUACUUUGCUUAAUUCUGAAAAUCAGAUAAUUCUUUUCAUUUAACUAGUCUGUUUUCCCUUAAAUAUUUAGCCUUAGUGAAGCUUUCAGAACAAAAGUUAUCCACAUUACCUAAAAGAUUUUACAUGACAAUAUUUGCAGAAGAAACAGUUUUAGUGAAAAUAAAGCCUUACACACGUAAUGUCAUGAGGGUAUCCAUUCUGUAUCAGGAUUAAACAAUAAAAUACCUGGAAACAGUAAGGAUGUUAGUUUCAUUAAGCUGUUGUUGUAGCGUGCCUGAGGCAACAUAUGAGAUAAACUAUUUUCUUUGCUUGUGGUACUUUACACUCAUUGGUUAUGCAGUCAGUUCUUUCUUAUGUGCAUAGUGCACCAGCUCACUAAAAAGACAAGGCAUUCUUGGCACCAUCAUACAUGCUAAGCAAGGUAUAACUUGGAAGGCAGAUGUCAUAAGCUAAACUCACAUUGAUGUGUCGUGUUAUAGUCCUUCAUUUAAUAGUUGUCCUUUCCUUUUAUUGCAGUGUUGUAGGUACCAGUUGCAGUUCAGUGAGCCACAUUCUGAAAAUAACCCUAGGUUGUUCAUACGUAGUGCACCCUCCAGGACACCACUUAGGGAUUGAGGAUGCAGAGUGCUGUUCUGUCUCAGUAGAUAAGAGUGUGUUAAAACAUUUUUGCCUAACCAUAUGUGGAACACAACAAACAAGACUCCAUUUUAAUGGAGAGUGUGCUGAUUCCAUACUGGCAUCCCAAAUAUGAGUUUGCCUUAGUAGAAGGCAAUAAAAGUGCUUGUCAGCAGGAGCACAGGACAUAAACAUUAGUAGAAGGCAAUAAAAAUACCUGUCAACAGAAACACAGGAUGUCAGUAAAUUAUUUCUAUUGUAUAGCCAGUAAGUCUCCUAUGUUGUUGGACUGAAAAUGCAUUUAAAUUUUAUUAUAUAGUGCAAAAGGGUAAUUUUAGUUUAUAAAGGAAGAUUUGACCCUUUUUAACCUACAGCUGGAUUAGCAAAAUUUUAACUAUGUUUAGCAUGUGGAAAGUUAUGUCAAGGCUGUAACUGUCUGUCAUAGUGAACUUUGCUUCCAAAAUAAAGGUCUGUGAGUUGUUAAUAUA